Messenger RNA from Camelina sativa (false flax), 2856 nucleotides. NCBI's taxonomy places the organism in Eukaryota, Viridiplantae, Streptophyta, Magnoliopsida, Brassicales, Brassicaceae. The record is from RefSeq and is a predicted model, not a curated record.
AAAUCCUCAAGCUCUUGAAAUCGCAGCUUUUGCUCUAUUCGAUUCGGCGACUCGUCAUCCAGGCUAUGCACACUCCGCCGUCGUCUACCACUAUAUACUCCGACGUCUGACGUCUCUCAUUAGGUCAUUAGGUCAUAUAAAACCAUAUAAGUCGAAUCGUCGAGCUCAUUAGGUCACAAGGAUGCAAGUGCGACGAAGAUGUCGCUUUAUCGGUUAUCAAAACCUAGGGGAAGAACUCCAUGCCGGACCGAGCUCUUGAUGUAUUCCAACGAAUGGGGGAGAUUUUUGGGUGCGAGCCUGGGGUCAGAUCUUAUAAUACUCUGCUCAAUGUGUUCGUAGAGGCGAAACAAUGGGAUAAAGUGGAGUCCUUGUUCGCCUACUUCGAAACAACGGGUUUGGCGGCAACUCUGCAGACGUAUAAUGUUUUGAUUAAGAUGUCAUGCAAGAGGAAACAGUUCGAGAAAGCUAGAGGGUUUCUUGAUUGGAUGUGGAAAGAAGGGUUGAAGCCUGAUGUGUUUAGUUACAGCACUGUGAUUAGCGAUCUUGCGAAAGCUGGAAAAGUUGAUGAUGCACUGCAACUGUUCGAUGAAAUGUCUGAGAGAGGAUUAGCACCUGACGUUACGUGUUAUAACAUCUUAAUUGAUGGGUCUCUCAAGGAAAGAGAUCACAUCAUGGCUAUGAAGACAAACUGUUGGUGGACUCUUCUGUUUAUCCUAAUGUUAAGACUCACAACAUUAUGGUUAGUGGUUUGAGCAAAUGCGAAAGAGUAGAUGUUAACAUCUAAUGGGACCACAAGGAGGAGCACUUGGUGAUGCUCGACUAGUUUUUGAUGGGAUAGUGGAUCCUAAUACAGUUUGCUGGACAUGUUUGUUUUCUGGCCAUGUGAAGGCUGGUUUGCCAGAGGAAGCCGUCGCGGGGUGAAGGCCAUCGGCCUGACCAUUUAGCUUUUGUGACUGUCAUCAAUACGUACAUCAGUUUAUGCACGUCUAUUGUUUGGGGAGAUGCCAAGCCCAGAUGUGGUCGCGUGGAAUGUAAUGAUUCCAGGGCAUGGCAAAAGAGGAUGUGAGACUGUGGCUAUUGAAUACUUUCUCAAUAUGCGGAACUCUGGUGUUAAGUCCACCCGUUCUACCUUAGGAAGCGUUUUGAGUGCCAUUGGAAUUGUAGCAAAUCUUGAUUUAGGUUUGGUAGUUCAUGCAGAGGCUAUAUAUUAAACAAGGCCUCGCCUCCAAUAUAUAUGUUGGCAGUUCUUUGGUUACCAAUGUCGAGAAAGGUGGCACAACCAUUUGAAUCCUGAUAUUAACAAGGAUGCUUGGACCUCAGAGGAAGAAGUAGCUCUCAUGAAUGCUCAUCGAAUCUAUGGAAACAAGUAGGCUGAAAUAGCCAAGGUCUUACCCGGCAGGUACUUUGCUCUGUUUCUUUAUUUUCCUUUUCUUUUUAUAUAUUUUUGGAUUAAUGUUAAAAAGCUGUGAUUAAUCCAAAGAAUAAUUUGCAACUCCUCACAUGAAUGAGUUCGGUGUUUUUAUUGGUUAUUCAAAAAGGAAAUACAACAAAAAAAAAAAAAGGAAAAAUAAAAGAAACAGAGCAAAGUACAUACUAAUAUUGUAUCUCUCUAUUGAGAACACCUUCCACAGCCGCCAUGAAUGGAGAAGAGCCACGACGACGACGACGGAUGACAAUUCUGAUGCUUCCUAAUGAUUUGGUAUAUAACUGCUUAGCCCGCGUCUCAAGAUUGUAUUACCCAAUUCUCUCUUUAGUCUCCAAGAGAUUCCGCUCUCUCCUUGCUUCAACGGAACUUUAUCAGACCCGAACCCUCCUAGGCCGCACCGAGUGUUGUCUUUAUGUUUGCUUACGGCUACAUAGCGGCACUCAGACACUACGUUGGUUCACUCUCUCUCGGGAACCAAUCAACUCCACAAAGACGCUGGUCCCGAUUUCAUCUCCUAAUUCUCCAUCUGCAUUGUGGUCGGAUGCUGUAAUGGUUGGUCCUAACAUCUACGCUAUUGGAGGAUUAGUGAAUGAUAACGCUUCGUCUAGCGUCAUGGUCAUGGAUUGUCGUUCUCACACAUGGCGUGAGGCACCACCUAUGCGUGUGGCCCGUGAGUUCCACUCUGACACAUGGCGUGAGGCACCACCUAUACCUAUGCGGACGUACCGUGAGUUCCUCCACUCUGCUUGCGUCCUUGAUGGGAAAAUUUAUGUACCAGGAGGUUCCGAAGAUCUUGAUUUGACGAAUUGGAUGGAGGUUCUUGAUACCAAGACCCAAACGUGGGAGUUUUUUCAGAUCCCUAGCAAGGAGAUAUUUGAAGGCUCUAAGUACUUAACCGCAGUGUAUGAAGGAACUUUCUUUGUGAAAUGUGUCUACAAGCAUGUGAUGUACAAGGUGCACAAAGGUAGAUGGAGAGCGGCAGACAUAAUUCUAAAGGAUAGUUGGGGUGAUCGUCGGUAUUCAUGUUAUUGUGUGAUAGAGAACGUCUUCUACCGUUAUAAUGAUAGCAAGAUCAAUUGGUAUGACUUCAAUGAUAGAGUACGGAAAACUUUGAAGGGUUUUGUAGGAUUGCCUAGUUUAACAAGAUUCUCUCUCGCUAAAAUGGUGGAUUAUCGUGGGAAAAUGGCUCUUCUGUGGGAAGAGCAUGUGUUUGUUGACAACCGUAAAGAGACAAGAUUCUGGUGUGCGGAAAUUGCGAUUGAAAAACGCCAUAAACAAGAGAUUUGGGGAGUGGUAGAAUGGUCAGGCGUUGUGUCUACAACCAGUAAGCCAUAUAGUUUAGCGCAUGUUCUUGCUACUACCAUUUGAUGAAUAAGUCAUGCAUUAUUAUUAUGUGAAUUAUUAAGGAAUAUGAUCACUUUUGUUUUCAU